AAAAUUCACAUUAAUAUACACUCAACUGGGGCAGGGGAAAAGAGAAGGGAAGAAAUAAAAAAGAAACUAAUCUCUACCAGCUCUUACCAGUUUAUUGCCUAGACGUCUGAAGGGAAAGGUAGUGAUAAAGAAGAGUUGAAUUGUUAUGUUAAAAAGCAGUCGGAAGGUAGGACGUUUGUCAAUACGAGAAGGCUGUUUUGUGUCGUUGUCUAACCUGUGUGGGACUUAAAAGGCUGGGGAGUGAUGAGUGUCAAAUUCUCGACAGUACAUCGAUCCAUUUAAAAGAAUUUUGGAUCCCAAUCUCAAUGCUGCAGUAUGAGAAGAUGAUUCCUCCUGUGCCCACCACCGAUGCAUUCUGAAACACUUUUGAUAUGAUGGCAUGUUGAGGGGCGUGGCUGGGCGUGGAGGCGGAGCCAGCCAGGCCUGAAGCACAGAGCGGGGGAGGGGAGGAGGACGGUUGGGGCCGAGAGAGACAUGGGCCAGUGCGUCACCAAGUGCAAGAACCCAUCGUCCUCGCUAGGCAGCAAGAGUGGAGACAAGGAUCCGGGGAGCAAGUCCCAUCACAAGAAGGGCGGAGGCGGAGGCUGUAAGGAGGCGGAGCCGGGCCCGGUGUGCGGGAAGUCCACUGGGGACCUGCUGGCCAACGGGACCAAGACCAUGGAGGUGAUCGCGGAGACGCCGGUGAUCCCGGCGCUUUCGGGAGACCCCCUCAAGGACGACCUGUCGGCCAACGGCGAGGACUUCUCGUUGCUGCGCAUCGAGGAGCUCUUCAGCCACUACAAGGACGAGCAGGACGACGCCAUUUUGGAAGAGGGCAUGGAGCGCUUCUGUAACGACCUGUGCGUGGACCCCGCUGAGUUCCGUGUGCUGCUACUGGCCUGGAAGUUCCAGGCUGCCACCAUGUGUAAGUUUACAAGGAAGGAGUUUGUGGAGGGCUGCAAAGCCAUCAAGGCGGACAGCCUGGAGGGCAUCUGCGCUCGGUUCCCCUGCAUGCUGCUGGAGGCCCAGGCGGAAGACAAGUUCAAGGACCUGUACCGCUUCACCUUCCAGUUCGGGCUGGACUCGGAGGAGGGCCAGCGGUCGCUGCACAGGGACAUCGCCAUCGCGCUGUGGCGCCUGGUCUUCACCCAGGACAUGCCCCCAAUCCUGGAGUGCUGGCUGGACUUCCUGACGGAGAACCCGCCCGGGGUGAAGGGCAUCUCGCGGGACACGUGGAACAUGUUCCUCAAUUUCACUCAGGUGAUCGGGCCCGACCUCAGCAACUACAGCGAGGACGAGGCCUGGCCCAGCCUCUUCGACACCUUCGUGGAGUGGGAGGUGGAGCGCAGGAAAAAGUGGGAGGAGGAGAGGAGGUGUACCUGGUCCCCCAGCACAGACACUGUAGACGACGGGGGGGUCACCAAACAAGAGUGACCACUGACUAAUCGGCUGGGGGCAGGGUGUAAAUGGAGGAACACAAGAAGUAGAUUCUCCAUCUGUGAAACAUUGGGUGAAAAUCAAUAUUGUUAUUGUUAGCAUUAUUAUGAUUGGGGUUUUGUGUUUUUCUUUCAUUUUUUAAAAUAAUGGGUUGGGAUGGAUGCGUGUGUGUGUUUGUGUGCGUGCACAUGUGUGCACAAUCAUGUGUGUGUGUGCGUGUGCGUGUGUGUAAUCUCUCCAGCACCCUGUCCUAUUUGCCUUGUUUUAUGAAAGGGCUCUGAAAUACUAUAUUGUUUUUAUUUAAAUUAUUGGGUUUUUAAAAGUUUAAUUCUGGCAAUCAGACAUGCAUUUGCUUUUUAAACAAUAAAUAAUCCAACCCCCCACCAAUCCCCCUACAAAUUUCACUUUGUCCACAGGCUCCUUUCGCAUAUCCCUGCCGCUAGUCACUGAAGCUGCAGGGAACCGGAUUGCCUCAUUUCUCCAUAUCCACACGCAUCCUCCUCUUUCUCUCUCUCUUCGCAUGAUUUCAUUUGCCACUUUCAUGUGAAUUAAGUUCAAGUUUUAGUUUCAUGGAUUGCAGUAGUGCCACAACAAAAUAAUUUUUAACAGGAGCUUUUAACUGGGAAUAGUGCUAUUUGCAUUAAAAGCAAAUUUCAUUUCCAUAAUUACUGCUUAAUAUACAAUGCAGUGAUUCAUGACAGUGUUAUUCAUUCAGUGCUGUUCCUUGAAUAACUGAAAGUGGACCAUUAAAUAAUUUUAUUUAUGGAUGGAUAUUUAUUUUGCUACUGUCUGUUGUUGUUACAGCUUGACAGACUGUUGAGAUAUUUGCUGCAUUGAUACACCAGGGAUACACAGAGAUCACCCUUAGUUUACUUCCCACUACACCAAUAGCCAAUGGCCUCUUAUGUUAAACCAACAAAAUAACAGGGGAAUGAUGCUGUCAAAGUGGACCCUAUAAUAUGGGAAAAGGACUUACAACUACAAGUGUCCAAUUCUCAUUCCACCCACGUCCUUAACGACCUGAUUGAAUCUGUUUGUAAUUUAAUUGGGUAGAUGUGCCCCUUGCUGUUCAGAGGGUGAGAUGUAAGAGUUAUGGUAAAUGUGCUGUAUUCUAAUCCUCUGGUCUCUGCCAGAGUUCUGUAUCUCAGGCUUGCAGGCAGAAUGUGCUCCGACUAAACUGUUGUUCCCACCUGCACGGCUCCCAACUGCACCUGAGCUCCAAGCGUGGAUGCUUCUACCUUCUCCACCCGCACCAGAGUAUGGCCUAAAUAAGAGGGGACUUGGUCUGGGUGUUUUGCCCACCCAGGGUUAGAUGUAGCCAAAGUGUUCUGGGUGAAAGUAGGCUUGAAAAUGAUUAGCUAGCUUGCUGUAAGCCUUUCAAGAUGACCCUACAGAACUUGUUGCUGGUAGUCAAAUUUAUCUAAAGAAUAAUGUUGUCCCCCGUAAAUGCCUUUGUUUUCCGAGUAAAUAUGUCACUCCUGUUCAUCCUUGAUUUAAUAAACACAAAAUGUGUUUUAGAAAGUCUUCCCAUUUAUUUAAUUGAAGUUCAACACUGCGGGACGCAAUGCUGCUGCUUGGCUUGAAUUUUUCUUGAACAUUUGUUAUGUGACACUUCUUUGAAUUUUAUCUGAACAUGGAUAUUUAGUUGAAGUUUUUACUGUAUUCAUUGAAGAGAUUUAACAGGUCGGUAGGUCAAAAUGUGUUCAGUUGAAGACAAGAAAAUAGCGCUUACAAAGUUGACUUUAUAAAUGGUUGGUAUAGCUCGGCAUCAAAUGACCUCUGAGAAUAGUCCUAGGAGUCCAGAGCUUUGCUACAAAUAAUGUUAAUGUAUCCAUGUUUUAUCUUUGUAUAGAUAAUACAAAUGUAUGCAUUGUAUAUUGUCCCAUAGGCAAGGGCCAAGCAAAAUACAAUUACCAUACUGGUGUUAAUAAUGUACUAUCAGCUCUGACCUCUAAUGGCAUGUCGUGGAACUGCAAACAUACUUCCGAAACAGGAACAAAAAUACAAAAAAGUACAGAAAAACCUUCUUUGUUUCUAAUGCACAUGUUAUUUCGUUUUAAAUUCACCAGCAAAAUUUUAUUAUGCAAAGUCUCUCGCCUCUUUGGUCUUAAAUAAAAUAGUUUUGUCUGAAGAGGAGAA
This is a messenger RNA of Anguilla anguilla (European eel), 3555 nucleotides long. It is a transcript of the gene dcun1d3, whose product is annotated as defective in cullin neddylation 1 domain containing 3. Bases 475 to 1413 code for a protein of 312 amino acids. The record is from RefSeq and is a predicted model, not a curated record. The transcript has 4 exons. Gene Ontology annotation, cellular component: ubiquitin ligase complex. Gene Ontology annotation, molecular function: ubiquitin conjugating enzyme binding; ubiquitin-like protein binding; cullin family protein binding. NCBI's taxonomy places the organism in Eukaryota, Metazoa, Chordata, Actinopteri, Anguilliformes, Anguillidae. Gene Ontology annotation, biological process: protein neddylation; positive regulation of ubiquitin-protein transferase activity.